This is a messenger RNA of Diachasma alloeum, 4026 nucleotides long. RefSeq lists its product as uncharacterized. The transcript is spliced from 5 exons. The record is from RefSeq and is a predicted model, not a curated record. Bases 344 to 2344 code for a protein of 666 amino acids. Gene Ontology annotation, molecular function: protein binding. NCBI's taxonomy places the organism in Eukaryota, Metazoa, Arthropoda, Insecta, Hymenoptera, Braconidae.
UAGCCCUAAGCCCAAACACUCCGAUAAACCCCAACAAAUAGCAUUUGUCCGGAGUACCGGAGUCAGUAACCAUGAAAACAGGCAAUUAUCGUUAGUAUUUUAUCAGUGAAAAGCGAGUGUAUGACCAGUGGUGUACGGAAUGCAAUCCAAUAAAUUUCUAUGACUCGUAACAGCGAUAGUAGGCUGGCGAAUCCAUCGUGGAUAACCUAUUUCUCUCGCUUCUCUUGUUUGGUUUUUCUCUCGUUCUUCAUCGCGAGUGUUAAAGUGCCACUCUGCAACGCAUCUGGACCAAUGAAACGAGAAAGCAACACUUGAGUAACGAAAAGUGUUAUGAUGCUACAGAAUGCACUAUUUUGAUGCUGUCGUACUGACGAUCUUAGGAUUGGUCAAUAAUCUGCAUUGUGUCGAAAUACUUCCCAAUGUCACAAAUCUAUGGCCCACUAGUGCCAGGGCUAAACUGGAAAUAUCUCCUCAAUUUGUCACUGGUAUAGAGCCAAAGCUCAUACUCCGAGGGAACAAUGAGUCCUUAAAUAUGACAUGCACAGCUGUACAUCAAAAUCCCGAAAAAAGUGAUACAUCACUCGACUACGUUGUUGAUUGGAAAGUGCCUUCCCACGUUAGGGGUAAUCCCUCUAGUAAAAUAACUACAGGCCAGGAUACAAAUAUAGCGUGGUUGUGGUUCGAACAUCUGUCAGAAUACGAUGCUGGGGAUUAUAUCUGCAAUGCAGUUACUACGAGCAAAGCUGUUGUGCCACCAUUUAUGUCUAAUGAAAUUCGUCUAUCUGUGAAGAGUAGUAAGAGUAAACCCACAUUCUGUGGGAAACAAUGGUUCAAAUGUCACUCGUCAACAAUCUGCAUAAUGCAGAGAUACGUGUGCGAUGGAAAAGCCGACUGCUUAGAGGGAGAGGACGAGAAUCCAGAGGCCUGUGGUCCAGACCCAUGCUUCGGUAAAGUUCACUGUGAGGGUCGUUGCAUACCCCCCGAAUGGUGCUGCGAUCAUCGUAACUGCAGUGGCACAUACGGCCUGAGGCCAUGGCCACCAGAAACCCACGAAAUUAGUUACGUGCAAACAGCAUUUUACACUGUCAUUGCCAAUUCUUGGUUUGUUGUAGGCUGUGCAAUGGCAUUUAUGUUCAUUGUUACGAUACUGGUGAUAGCCAUAUGUAGGGUACAAAUAAAACGGGCUAUGAACUCGAGAUGGACACAGCAGAAUCGUACUAAUUGCACUACACGACGUGCAGUGCCAGUAGGAAUACCUAUGUACGAUUUAGACGUCUAUUUGAAUCGCACUGCUGAUAAUUAUCCCAGGGGAGUGAGCAUAAUGUACAAUAUUAACAGUGGCGUGCAGUUUGUGGGAAGGCCUGUGGAGCCACCCCCAUACUCCGAGGUAAUAGCAUCGCCUCCUCGUGAAGGUCCACCGCCCCCUUACGUAUCCUGCGAGAAUCUCAUCGAGCAAACAACGACAAUUGGUGCCUGUGAAAGUACAACCAGUCAAUCAGAACAAAUUGAAACAUCCACUUGUGAUGCAACACCACUCAACAACGAUCUCAGGGAAGAAUCGUCUGGGUUCUCCGGGGUGGUCAUAACAUCUAGAAGCAUACCUGGCCCCCAAGUACCCACUGUAUCUCACAUAUCAACUAAUAAUUCGAGUGCAGUCAAUUCUGCCAGUCGACCUAGACUCGCACUUCCUCAAUCUUUCGAUCUUGAGUACGUGGAGACUGAUGCGUUGUUGUCGGAAAAUUCGAAUAUUACCAUUGCGAGUCCCAAGGAGACUCUUUGGAAGUCCUAUGGGCGGCCUGGUGGAGCUAAAGCCAGGUGGCAGGAGGAGAGCCCCGAUAAACGAUGGUUUCGUCGUAAAUCAGGAAAGAGUGCUGAGAGCUCCCCCUUGAAGAGCAAGGAUCUGUCACUCGCUGAUGCUGAGAAUGAAGGGGUGUUCUUGGAUACUGAUCAGCAGGAGGGACGGCAGGACUUGUGUCAGGAGCCCGGCCCGAGCACGUCAGCUCUUAAUAAUGAGCAAAUAUCCAUUUCAGGGGGGAAUGUCGUGGCUGUUGAUGAUGAUGAUGAGAGGGUCAAUGAGUUUAGUGGUGAUGGGGUCGGUUCAUCUGGAAUGGAUAACAGUGCUUUGGGAUUAAUGACAACACUAGCUUUUUCUGUUCAACCUAGUCAACCACAGAAUACAUUAACUGAUACACAUGCGCAAAUAAAUGAGUCUUCCACUAGUAUGUCUACCACAUUAGUAUCGUCUAGUGAUCAGCGGACUGAAACCAAUGGCCAAAUGUCGGCUAGUGAACCCCUAGUUCUACCAUUACGAGAAUCGUUCAUUGGAGUUCAGAAGAACAGUUAAUCAAUUGAUAUUAAUCGACUUCCUGUUAUUUUCAAUCAUGCUUCCAGUUUUAUUUGACAGAUCAGUAUAUACACUGAGAGAAAGUAAAAUUUUUGGGGGUGUUGUCUCAAUUGUCAAUGCCAUUUAGAGGAGCAGCGUUUCUCGAUUCUGAAAUUAUCAAGAUUACACUCGACACGAGUAUUUCUGGGUGGGAUGACGGAUUAGUUAGGCUGAUACUGGAGAUGUGUGUGAUAAUUUGAGGGAGAAUCAAUUGGAGAAAAAUCUAUUCUUGACAAAUAUUUGGCAUUUUUAUGUUAUGCCAUAAUUACUUCAUUUUUUAUUGGUUUCUACCAAAUAAUUUGAUUAUUUCACCAAUCUCAUAGUUUAUCGAGACAAAAUUUUUGACAUUUUGAGGAGUAACUAAUACACUUCAUUUUUUAUAAUGUGUGUCGAUAACAAAAAAUAAUAUUUCCAGUUGAUUAAUAUGUACGCAAUUAUCUAGAUUUCCGUUCUUGGGAAAAGCGAAUGAUGUUUUGUUGAAAUUUUUUAUUUCUCUCAGUGUACCUUCGCAUCGUCGUUAAUGUACAUAUAAUAGAGAAUAUUUGUAUGAAAAUUAUUACAGAUUAGUGCAUUUUGGGUACUAUUGUAUUCUAAAUGUUUAUUUUUAUUGUUAAAUGUUUCGAUGGAUAGUCGUUGCUUGCCAAUAAUACGAAAUCAUGGUAUUUUCGUACUUAACGGUAUCUGGAGCACUGCACGUUUUUAUUUUAUUCUUGAGACUUUUUGGAAUUUAUGGAGUGAAUGGGAUUGUCGAUGGGACCAACAUUGUUUCUCUUUUUUUUUCAAAUUUAUUAUCAUUGAAUUUAUGUGCGUCAUCGGUAUCAUGAGAGAGUGAUGUUUUGAACCCACCGAUACGAAUGCUAUCUCCAGAAUUGUCUGUCAACUUGAUGAUGGAAUUUCAAUGGUGUUCUUAGAUGUAAUAAAUAUUAUCCCUUUGAGGUAAUGAGGAAAUUUUAAUCCUAUUAGUAUCAUCAACGUGGUUGAAGAUAAAAAAUGUACACUUGUUUUUACGUGCUUCCAAAGAUUACCUAACAGACGAAUCAUAGCCUAUGUCUCUUCGAAUAAUAGUGAAUUGCUUGGUUGAUCGUUGAGUGGUGAUAAAUGAUCUUGAACCUCGUGUGAACUAUAUGAUAGACAAUAACGUUGACCACCUCUCUCUGUUUUCAGUUUCAACAAUUUAAUAUUUUAUAGUUUCAGUUACAAUCUCAGAGUUGAUGAGUAGUACAUUUGCAUAUCAAAUUGUAUACACGUGUUACGAUUGAAGAUUCAAUCUUCUUUUUUCUUCAUUUUGAAUUGUGCUUUGAUGAAAUGUUUAACGAGUUGCAAUGGAUAGUUUAACAAAAUGCUACAAUCAUAUAUUUUUAAUACGCCUGCACCCAGAAUCAAUCGAAUUGAUAAUGCACCAAGGGUAAAAAAAUGGAUGAAUAUAUAUAUUUUUAAAUUUCCGCAGAAUUGCAGAUAGUGCAGUUUUAUUGCAGAUGGCCUAACAUUCCGAUUAGGCUUAUCUUUACUGUUUACUUAAAAGCACACUCGAUUAUACACGAGUUAUCGAUUGUUUCAGUUGGUUGAAAUAUACAAUGUAUUUUAAUUAUGUCGAUUGUAAAUUGAGAAUUAUGGAGAAAUACAUGAACUAUGAGAAUAUUGAA